Mytilus californianus (California mussel) is the source of this 15401-nucleotide messenger RNA. RefSeq lists its product as uncharacterized. The record is from RefSeq and is a predicted model, not a curated record. The transcript is spliced from 97 exons. Gene Ontology annotation, biological process: proteolysis. Gene Ontology annotation, molecular function: metalloexopeptidase activity; peptidase inhibitor activity. Bases 196 to 14082 code for a protein of 4628 amino acids. NCBI's taxonomy places the organism in Eukaryota, Metazoa, Mollusca, Bivalvia, Mytilida, Mytilidae. Gene Ontology annotation, cellular component: extracellular region.
AGCCAUACCUAAUUUGAUAAAAAAUACUGCUAAAUAACUUGUUUAUUGUGUUUAAACUUUGGUGUGUGGAUAUAAAACUGAAAUCUAUUAUUUGGAGGUAGAUCCCCAAUUGGAGCAAAUUUAGGAUUGGAAUAUUAAGUUAAUGUUUAAAUAGGGAUAUAAAAAGCAUGUUUAUUUUAACGGAUACUGCAUAAAAUGAUGGAAAUAGGUGACCUUGAGAGUGGCAAAGUCAAUGAAUAUGAAAAUGUGAUUAACACUGGUACUGUAGGGCAGAAUGGAGUGUCAUUUGUUGACAAUAAUGUGCCUCAUGCAGAAACUCAUGGUGCAGCAUACAUAAAUCAUGCUUAUAUUAGUACUGAUAGUAUAGAUGUCUGUGUUAAUGAGGAUGUGCCACAGAUCAGAGAAACAAAAAGCUCUGCUGCCAGUGAAAAUAGGAAAACAAUGUAUUAUCAUUUUCAAGACUAUAAAGAUAGUACUGCAAAUUUACAAGAAUUGGCACAAAAGACAAGUAGUGAACAUAGCAAAAGUAGUGACAGAUUGCCCAAUAGAUAUGUAGAUUAUAAAUCCAAAGAAUGUGAUAACUUGCCACAUCAAAUCAAAUUUGAUACUUACAGAAAAAAGAAGAGCAGAUGCUUGAUAGCAAUCAUUAUUAUAGUUCUCUUGUUAGUCAUUGGUCUGGCAGUAUUCCUUGGUGUAUAUUUUGGGAUAAUGGACAAACCAGACACAGUUUCUAAGGAACCACAGUAUGAAAAAGGAAAGUUUCAGACUUCUAUGAAGAUCAAUAAACCAUAUGAUGCUGCAUAUGCAAAUCAAAAUAGUCAACAAUAUAUAGACAUGAAAACAAAAUUAGAAAGGCAGCUAACAUCUAUGUAUCAAGGCUCUGCUUUAAAGAAUGACUUUCAAGGAGUAACAGUAACAGGACUAAGCCAAGGCAGUUUAGUAGUAGACUAUAUAAUAACAUUAAACCAAAAUACAAUACAGACAGUUGGUACUGUACAGCAAGCUACAGAACAAAGUGUACAGCAAAUUAAGGAUGAUUCAACAUCUUCAUCUGAUUUGAUCAAGGCUGUAGAUGAAGUAACUGUGACAUCAGUCAUUGUGUCACAAACAACAACUUCCACUACUACAACAACAACAAAUGCUCCAACUACUACCACUACCAAGGCAACAACUACAUUGGUUGUGACAACAGAAGAUGCUCAGCCGUCAACGACAACAUCCAAAGCGCCAACUACUACCCCUACAAAAGCAUCAACAGAAGAGAUUUUUACAACACAAGAAUCUCAGCUGUCAACGACAACAACCAAAGCGCCAACUACUACCACAACAAAAUCAUCAACAGAAGAGAUUUUUACAACACAAGAUGCUCAGCCUUCAACGACUACAACCAAAGCACCAACUACUACCACAACAAAAGCAUCAACUGCAGAGGUUUUUACAACAGAAGAUGCUCAGCCAUCAAUGACAACAACCAAAGCGCCAACUACUACCACUACAAAAGCAUCAACUGCAGAGGUUUUUACAACAGAAGAUACUCUGCCAUCAACGACAACAACCAAAGCACCAACUACAGACGUACCAUCUGUUUCAUUAUCCAAAGUAUCCUACAGUGUUGCCAAUGGCAGUGUGACCUUGGAUUGUAGUGUGACCUCUACUUUAGUUGUUAGCAAUGUGUUCUGGCAGAGACAAGUACUUGGUGAUAUAGAAACAAUCAAUUCUCAAACAGAUACCAACAAAUACACUGGUAGUAGUACCAGCAAUCCGUCCUUGACCAUAUUAAAUGUCCAGCCAAGUGAUGAAGGAUCUUAUGUGUGUUUCGCAUCCAGUUCUGCAGGUCAAGGUCACAGUGGCAUCACCAAACUUAGUGUUACAGGUGUUGGUAAUCCAUGUACUGACUCUAGUUUACUUGUGUCUCCUUCCUUGGCAUGUGUUGCUGCCUCUUCAGGAGAUUUAAUUAGAAAUAACAUCACUACGAAAGAAAGAUGCAGCAUACUUAUGGGAACUAUUUUACCCUGUAUCAUAAAUAAGAUAAAAACAGAUUAUAGUGGAAGGAUGUGUACAGAGGAACAAAAACAUAACAUUAUUGUCGAUAACAGGGAGAGUAUUGGUAAUAUGCUCAAUGUUGAUCCUAUGUCAUGUUUACCAACAUCAUCUUGUACAGACAUAGAAGCCAUUACAUACUAUAUACCAGUUAUAUGUGAAUCUCAAAUCAACUCCCUCAGAUCAUUUGGAAGUUGUAGUGACUUUUCCGAUGCUUUGAAGUGUUAUUACUACCACAUUGGUAAAGAUAAAUGUGAUAUGACCCAGUACAUAUACACAGUCAGUACUAACUAUACAAAGUGGCUAGAAGAUAUAAAGAAACCAGAACUAAAUUCAUGUAAUGUUAAUAUAGACUGGAUAAAUUCUGGAAGUAAAGUUUCCUUGUGUAAUGAUCCUGAUGCAGUCCAUUUGAUUGUUAAUAUGUAUUGUCCUAAUGACCUGAAGGAGUUUAUAUCAGCCAGUCAAGAUGAUAAAUGCAUGAAAGCAAGUAAUUUGAUUGUAUGUAUAGAACAACAACUUAAAGCUGUGUUAAAAGCUACAUGUACAAUAGAUAGUAUCUAUCAACUCAUUAGUAUGUACCAGUCUCAGAUUAUAGGAGAUUCCAAUCAACCCAGUAUUCAAGAUUGUCAUAUUGUGAUGCCAACUCCUACAGAAGAAAUGACAACAAUGGAAGCUAUGACAACAAUGGAUCCACAAACAACAACAGCUACAAUAGUGGUGGUUGAAGGUGAAUUUGAGGCUAAUAUGAAAGUGAAUAAAACAUGGGAUCCAAAAUUUGAGGAUAAAAAUAGCACAGAAUAUAAAGAGUUAACAGAAAAAUUCAGAAAUCAGACAUUGGCUUUGUAUAACUACAAGAACAGUUCUGUUGAAGUUGAAGACAUUGUAGUUUUAGAGGUCAGUCAAGGCUCUAUAGUGUUUGUCAUUAUGAUCAUUCUGAAGAAAGAUUCUGCAAACCUUAGUGACUGGACCUCAGAAAAACUGAUACAAGAAACAACAACAAUAAUUGAAGCAGUUAAAAAAGACCCAGAAGUAGAUAAUUUAGACUUUGUACAAACUAUUGAUACUAAGGAAAUCUCUGUUAAAGAAGUAACAGUUGUUUUAACAGAGUGUGAUAAAAAUUCCUAUAUUAAAACAAUUAUACACAACAGAUGUGACACAGCAUUGCAACGACUGACACAGGUACAAGAUCCUCAGGACAGGUGUAGAAUUUUUCUCCAAAUGAUUGGAUGUGUUGUAUUUCAUGCCCAGCAAUGUUCUGUGGAGAAAGUGACUAAAACCAUGACAACUUACUUCCAGGAUAUAGUAUCUGGUGUAGGUACAGUCACAGGCUUUGACCCAAGCACCUGCUAUGCUUCAGCUGAUACAGUUGUUUUACCUACAAUGAUGCCUGUAACUGCCCAAGUCAGACCAUGUGUUCACCCUGAUGUAUUGUCCUAUAUAUUGAACUUUGAUUGUCACUAUGAUGCCAUACCCACAGAUAUUAAACAAGGUGCUUCAAUGACAGAAAAAUGCAGAUUUUAUUGGCAGUCAUCAGCAUGUGUGUAUAGAAUGAGUAAAAUAAACCCACUACUACAGAGUGAUGGGACAUGUACAUACAGUGACAUUACAAAUGUAUUACAACAGCAUGCCAGCCAGAUGUAUCGUGUUAAACCCAACAAUGUUAAUCCUACAGACUGCUAUAGCUAUGAUCGUGACCAAGAAAGAUGUUCCAGUUUCCUGUAUGAUCCAGAAAUGUACCAGGAUUUUGAUAACUGCCUUUACAAUGUCAUGAGGGCUAGGUUUGACACAAAGUUGGAUACUUCUAAUUUGACUUGUGUACUCUAUGAAGAGGCAACCGAAUGUGUAUUCAGAUAUUACAAGUGGAAGGGUCUAGAUAGCUGUGUCAAGAGUCAGUUUGAAUCAGAUUUAAUCUGGAUGAUAAACAUGCGUGCUGCCCAGUGGUCACAGAUGAUGGGCAUGGAUAUAAAGGAAACAGAAAUUACACAGAAAUGCAUAAGUAAUUCAACCAGUAGUCCAGAUUUUGGACACAGUAUAUGUGAAGAUGGAAGAGGGCUUAUUUUAUCUAGAACUGAAUGUAUCAGUGAAAUUUUGAUAUCUCAACCAUCAGAUUCUGUCUGCAGGACAUUUGAAGACCGUUAUAUACCCUGUAUUUUUGAGAAACUAUCACAUAAUUUCAAUUGCACUAGUCGCAAUAUAAAGAGGAGCAUCUUGGAGGAAAAUGAUCUUAUUACAAAGUUAUCUCGAGGAAAAGUAGAUUUAUCAUCAUGUAUAUCAAUGAAUGUAACAGAUAUUUGUACAUCUUAUAAACCAGAAAUUGUCAACUUUGAAGAUUGUUCAAUGGCUGCCUAUGGUUUUAUAAAUAAAACAGUGUCUACAGAGGUUCUUUGCAGUGGCUACAACGUUUUCAUUAAUUGUUUAUCAAUAAAAAACAAAGAGAAAACUGGUAAUAUGUGCAAGAAGUCAUCAUUAAAGACAUGGCUGCCUAUCUAUUUGUCAGCAUUUACAACAUUGAAGGAGACGGACAUAGCUGCUUGUAAAGUUACUGAUGAUAAUGUAAAUGAUUGUAACGAUGUGAAAGAAGUAGAGACGAUGGCCAUGGUCAGUGGAUGUACAGCUUAUUCUCAAUAUUUGAUCCACCCAAGCUGCCAAGUUUGGACACCAUAUAUUCGUUGUAUAGCUAAAAUGUUUCCAGCAUGUAAGACUGACCAAAUAGCUAAUACAUUACUGAACUCUUCAACCGUACAGGGACGUGUUCCUCAAGGUUAUGAUGUUAUGGAAUCCUGUUUCCCAUCACCAGAUAGAACUUCAUCAAAAUUUGAAAUAACUGUGACAUUAGACCUUCCAUGGAAAGUGGAGUAUGCUGAUAAGAAUAGUCAAGAGUAUGCCAACUUUACAAGGAAAGUAGAGGAACAGGUGAGAGCUCUCAAUAAAGACUACAGUGCUGCUAUUGAAUAUAUCAAAGUCAUUGAUGUCAGAUAUGGCAGUGUAGUUGUUGUAAUGGAAUUGAAAUACUACGUACAGAUAAAGGUAUCAGACAUAUCAUCAGGAACAACACAGAUGAUAAUGACUGCAAGGAGAGAUCCCAGCUCACAGUAUGACCUGAUUAAAACUGGAGAUCCAGACAGUAUUAUUAUCGAAGCAAAGGAAGAUGACACCCCGGUAACUGAUGUAUGUGGAAGCUACAAUGCUAGAGUAAUGAACAGUACUUCCUGUGCUGCGGCUGUGUAUUUCCUUUACAAUAAUACAAAUGCUGAUCAAGAUUUACUCUGCAGUGCCUACAAUCUCUACCUGAACUGUUUACAUUUAACUGUGGAGGAAGAAACAGGAAAAGAUUGUAAAAGAUCAAGUCUAGAUGCAUGGAUGCCAGCUGCUUUACCAUAUAUGCUAAAUAUUCCAGACUCUCGAUUCAGAUCUUGUGAUGUUGACGAUGAUGAUGUAUUUUCAUGUGGUGAUGUACAACUUCUGGAGAAGAUGGCGUUCAACAGUUCUUGUGCUAACUAUGUACAAUACCUACAAAGUCCAUCAUGCAGCAUGGUUUGGACUCCUUACCUAAAAUGUAUAGCUGAUAUAUUUCCAUCAUGUACAGUAAAUGGAGUAGCACAAACAUUGAUGACCUCAGCGAACUUCAGGAGUCUGGUACCACAAGGACUUGAUUUAAUAACCUUAUGUCUUCCAGAUGAGAGUUCAUCAAUGUUUGAAAUAACCAUUGAAUUUAACAUUCCAUGGAAGCCAGAGUAUUCCAAUACAUCAAGCAAAGAAUUCAAAGACUUGGAGACCAGACUUGUAAAUCAGAUUAUUACAGCUACAGGAAACAACAGUGCUGCAAUGGAUUAUUUAAAGGUGAAAGAACUUAGAGAAGGCAGUGUAAUAGCAGUAUUUCUGAUCAAAUAUUACUAUCGACUUAAGACAUCAGAUAUCAAAUCAGGCACAGUACAAAUGAUUUUGGAAGUUGGAGGUGACCCAAGGUCACAGCUUGAUUUAAUAAAGGUUGCAGAUCCAGAUAGUGUUAUUGUUGUAUCCAAAGCAGAUGACACAACAGGUUCAGAUGAUGUCUGUAAAGUUUACAGUAUAGAAGUCAUUUCUGUUCAGACUUGUACUAUGGCUUUGUAUGGAUUUAUGAAUUCAACCACCAUAGACCAAGACAUUCUCUGCAGAGUAUACAAUAUAUACUUAGAUUGUCUACAUAAGACAAUUGAAGAAAACACAGACAGGAAGUGUGCCAGGACAUCACUCAAUGGAUGGAUGCCUGCUAUAUUACCAAGCUAUCUACCAAAUAUACCAGAAUCACAAAUCAGAUCUUGUAGUGUGAAUGAUGAUGAUAUGGAUUCCUGUCAUAAUACAGAACUAAUAGAAACCAUGGCGAUGAACAGUGCAUGUUUUACUGGAUAUGAGCAAUAUUUACAGUAUCCAAAUUGUCAAAUCUGGCUCAUGUUUAUCAACUGUACAGCUAUGAGUUUUCCAUCAUGUACUAUCAGAGAUGUUGCAGAGACCUUAGUCACAUCAAAUUUUACCAGCUAUAUACCACAGGGUUUUGAUAUACUCACAUGCGUGCCAGCUGAAACUUCAAAUUUAUUUGAAAUCACCAUCAAAUACAAUAUUACCUGGAAGCCAGAGUAUGCUGAUUUAGAAAGUACAGUAGCCAUGGAAUUAGAGACCAGACUUGUACAACAGAUCAUCACAUAUACUGGAAAUGACAGUGUUUACGUUGAAUCAUUAAAAGUUAUAGAACUAAGAGAAGGCAGUGUAAUAGCAGUAUUUUCGCUUAAAUAUUAUAAUCUUCAACUGAGGACAUCAGAAGUCAAAUCAGGCACAGUACAAAUGAUUCUUCAAGUCAAGAGUGAUCCUAAGACAGAGUUUGAUUUGAUAAAGGUUGCAGAUCCAGAUAGUGUUAUUGUUGUAUCCAAAGAAGAUGAAAACCAGACGACUGAUGUGUGUGCAGUUUAUUCCGAUAAAAUAGUCUUCCCUGAUGCAUGUGGUAUGGGUUGGUUUAGUUUUUUCAACAAAACAGAUAUAGAUCAAGACUUCUUAUGCAGUAUCUAUGAAAUGUACUUAGGUUGUAUACAGGCUGCACAAAUAGAGAAAACUGGCAAGGAAUGUAAAAGAACAUCAUUAGCUUCCUGGAUACCAUACACUAUAACAGCAUUCUUACCUAAUAUAAAGGAUUCACAACUCAGAGCUUGUAGAAUAUCCAAUGAUAAAGAUAUAUGUAAUGACCCAAAGAAUUUAGAAGUAGCAGCUGUAAACACUACAUGUUCUAUUGCCAUUUUUUAUUUCCAUUUCAUACCAAUGAUUCCUUGCAGUCAAGUUACAAAUUAUUUUGACUGUUUGGGUGGAUUGUUACCUCAAUGUGAUAGAACUGACAUGGUAAAGAAGAUUGUAGAAUUACCUAUGUUUAAAGCUGUUGUACCUGGUAAUUUUGAAGCUCUUCAGUGCUAUGGAGUUGUUGACUGUGCUAGUAUUGGUUACAUUAGACAUACAGUAAGUAGUUACUGCAGCAGUACCAUGAAUCACCUGAAAGUUGUGGACCAGAGCAGAAGAUGCAGUGUUCUAAUGGAUAUAAUAUCCUGUACAGUCUACAACUCCAGGGUCUGUUCACCAGAACAUAUUAUAACUGCCAUUGAGAAAGAGCCCUGGAAUGCUCUUGGGCUUAACCCUAUAGGGGGAUUUAAUCUGUCUUCAUGUUACGAUCCUAAGAAUAUAGAUUUACAAACCAUCUUCCCUGUAAAUUCUACUGUUACUCCAUGUCUUAAUCCAGAUGUUUUACGAAGUGUUCUCAAUUACAACUGUUACUAUAUGGGACUGAGACAACAGAUGCAGGGAACCAGUGUAUUUGAUAGCUGCCGAUUUUACUGGUUUAGCUCAUCGUGUGUUUAUCAUACUACAAUGAGCAAACCUGAAUACUUUGGGAAUUGCACUUACAAAGAGGUGGAAGAUGUCUUAGAGAUGUAUGAAGACCAGAUUUUCACAAUAUCACCAAAUAAUGUCAAUGCUUCUGUUUGUUUUGGUUACAACAGAAAGGAAAAAGAAUGUUCCACUGCACUCUACAGUCCAGAAUAUUUCCCACGUGCUAUCAUGUGUUUUGAAUCUGCAGUAACAGCUUACUUAACUCCUUCUUUUUCAUUUCAUGAUGACUGUCUAAUACACAAAGAAAAUUUUGAAUGCAUGGACAGAUUUUAUAAACAAAAAGGAUUGAAGAAUUGUCACAUGACUCAGUUUGAGAAUGACGUAAUGUUUAUAACCAAGAGUAUGUAUUCCACAACAUCAGAGGCUAUAGGAUAUGACCUGAACCAGAAUGAUAUGAUUGACAGAUGCAUGGUAAAUGUAUCAAUGGAACCAGGUUUUGGUGAAAAUUUGUGUGAUGAUGGAGUGGGAUUAAUUAUGUCAAACACAACAUGUCUAACUCAUCUGAUGGCGGAACGAAAUGACAUGUGCAGAUUGGAAGGGGAGUAUUAUAUUCCCUGUAUAAAGAACAGAACAGACAAAUAUGAAAUGAAUUGUACCAAAGGUGAAAUAAGUAACAGUUUACGGAAAGAGAGACAGUUCAUUAAAGAAAUGACGAAAGGUGUACUGGACUUUACUGCAACUUGUGGAGGUGACGUAUGUUUAAGUUAUACAAAUUACAUGUAUGUUGAGGAGGAAGAAGAUUGUACAAUAGCCUUUGGUAAUGAUGAACAAAAAGAUCCUUUUGAACUGUUAUGUAAAAAAUACAAUGUUUAUUUAAGUUGUGUGACAACAAAUAUCAAGGAAAAGCAUCAGUGUGAAAAGUUUUCUCUACAUUCUUGGUUACCUGGAUACAUAGAUAGACGUUACAAUAUAUCUGGUGCAGACAGGUGUAAUGUGACCAAUGAGAACUAUUGUAAUGAAAUACACACCCUAGAACUGAUGGUGAACAAUACAAAAUGUGGAUAUUAUCUAAAUGUUAUGGCAUCAUAUCCUAGUUGUCUAAAUGCAAAGAUGUUUUUGGAUUGUAUGACAGGACUUUUCCCUAGUUGUGAUGAGUAUAGGUUAGCACAGAUCAUGGUUAACUCAGUUAUAAAAAACAGAAUUCCACAGACAUUUAAUCCAAUGGCAUGUUUUGGAGUGAGUGGUCCAUCUAAGUUUGUUGCUGAAGUGAAGAUAAAUGCAACGUGGGAUGAAGACCUAAGUUCUGCAGAGAGCAGUGAUUACAGACAAUUAAAAGCAACAUUUGAACAACAGGCAUGGCUGCUGUUCUCCAACCAAGUUUUAUUCUUAAAAGACAACAUAGAAUCCAUAGAUGUUCUUAGUUUCAAACCAGGUAGUGUUAUAGUUGAAUUUGCCAUCAUCAUUAAAUCAAAUUCAGACUUUUAUAAAACUCUGCAACUUGAGGACAUCAGACAAGAACUUGUGAGAGCAAUAAAAGAAUUGAAGAUGAAUCCUCCAACAGCACCAAACUAUUUUACAUUUGUUGAUGUGGACAGCAUAAAUAUUACAGGCAGUGAUGAUGAUCACCAAGAUGUAACAACACCAUCUACUACAACACUUGCACCUGAUUGCGAUAGUAUGAUGUACAUAUCAAGUAUUAUAAAUAAUCAAUGCGAUUCAGCAAAGUCGCAACUAAUAUUGGUCCACAAAGAUAGAAAGUGCAGUGUUCUUUUAGACAUGAUUGGGUGUUUACUGUUCCACACACGUAUCUGCAACAAGGAACAAAUCGUUUCAACAAUGUCGAGGGACUUUUGGUAUAUGAUAGGACAAAAUAUAUCAUCAGAGUUUGAUCCAUUCUCAUGUUUUGGUCCAGGAAAUGAAGUUGUAUUGCCAACUAUUGUUCCACUGAAUGUGACCUUGAUGCCUUGUGUUCAUCCUGAUAUAGUACACUACAUUCUAAACUAUGACUGUUAUUACUAUGGGUUACAGGAACAAAUGCAGGGAGAAUCUAAACUUGAAAGUUGCAGAUUUUAUUGGUACUCUUCUGCUUGUCUCUUUGGAACAUUACAGACAAACAAAGAUCUACAAGGACAAUGUUCUUUGGAAGAAGUAAAUGGUGUUUUAACUAAAUAUGAAGACGAAUUGUUUAAAGUUUCUCCAGAUAAUGUCACUAUGUCAGAAUGUCUUGGUGAGUGUUAUUUAUUAGAUUCCCCAGAUGAUGUCACUAUGUCAGAAUGUCUUGGUUUGUACGAGUCAGCAGAUAAGUGUACCAAAGCAAUGUAUGGUGAUGAUUUCUUCACAAUAGCUCAGACCUGUUACGGGACUGCUGCGUCAAACAAAGUUGCUGCUCAAUAUUAUAUAAUUGAUCUAUCUGAUUACCCAUGUCUUGUUUACCAAGAGAUGUCAGAAUGUUUAUACAGAUCAAUAAAUGAAUAUGAUCUGUGCACGGAUCUAACUGAGAUGGAAGAUCACAUAAUAUGGCUAACUAAUGGUUUAAAUGACAUUAUGACCAUAGCAAUGGGAAAACCCCUUGAUGAGAGAAAGACUGUAGAGACGUGUUUAGGUAAUGUAACAAAGACACCAGACUUUGGUCAGGAUUUGUGUGAUGAUGGUGCUGGGUUGAUUAUGUCAGAAACCAUGUGCAUUUUAUCUAUUGUUAAUCCGGUCUGCAAUUCGUUGGAGUCUGCAUACAUUCCUUGUUUGACAAACGGCUUGUCAAGGAAAAAGAUAUUUUGUUCAGCUGAAAGAAUUUGGCGUAGUCUAAGUACAGUGAGUGAGUUGUUUGGAAAGUUAACCCAGGGUAGAGUGGACAUUUCUAGCUGCAGUAGAGAUACAGGUAACAAACAAGGGACCUGUCCAGCUAUUGGUAACCAUACUGUGGGUACCUGUGUGGAGGAAUGCUCAGGAGAUUAUAAUUGUACAGGGAACCAGAAAUGUUGCUCUAAUGGAUGUGGUCAUGUCUGUAUGGAUCCUGAUUCUAAUAAUAUACCUUCAUAUGAAUUUGAAAUUACCAUAAAAUUUGACAUUCCUUGGGAGGCAGAGUAUACUGAUAAAACCAGUGUACAAUAUCAGAACUUAACAAGAGAAAUUCUAAAACAGAUGACAAUAGCAUUAGGAGAUUUUAGCUCAUCCAUUGACUUUAUGAAGAUUAAAGAACUUAGACAAGGCAGUGUGUAUGUAGUGUUUGAAGUGAAGUAUUAUAUUCAGUUAACUGCAAGUGAUAUAAGAUCAGGAACAUUAGGGUUUGUUAAUGCAGCAAGGAUGGACCCUAAAUCUGAGCUGGAUCUGAUUAAAGCUAUAGAUACUGACCAUAUCUAUGUCAAAACGAUAACAGGUAACUCUGAAGUAAAUAAACCAGGUAACUGUCCAACAUUGAUGGGAGUUGGUAUUUGUCUACAAAACUGUUCCUCAGACUCACAUUGUACAGGGGACAAGAAAUGCUGUUCUAAUGGCUGUGGUCAUGUCUGUAUGGAUCCUGCCCCUGAAGAAAAGUCUGGAAAGUUUAACAUUACCAUAAGAUUUGACUUAGACUGGAUGCCAGAAUAUAGAGAGGAAAACAGUACUUUUAGAACUACACUUGACAGUGAGCUAAAUAAAAUAAUAGCCAGCAGUGAGUUAAAGACCUACUUGAAAUAUAUCAGAGUUGUAAUGCUGAGACCCGGCAGUAUCAUAGCUGGGUGUGAGGCUGAGUUCAAUAUGAACAUAACAGAUCUAAAACUUGAGAUGACCUUGAAGACAAGAAUAGAAGAAAUCCAAGGUGACCCAGAAUACACCAUCUUACAGAAAUGGUCAGAUCUGUCUGUUGAAACAUUCCCAGAAUUAGAAGAUGUGUGUACAGAUGUGACUAAGAUAGCCAGAGAAUUACAGGUGUGUUCUUCAUACCUGAACUAUACUCAACAUAAAGACAAUGGAACUAACUGUGGGUUGUACAACUAUUUCCUGAACUGUGUUAUAAGCAGUGUAACAGCUAAUAGACAAAGGUGUACAAGAGACUCUUUAGAAGGAAUCAUGCAAACAGUUUUUGAGUCUAUUGGUCGCUCAGAUUUACAGGCUUUAGUCAGUUGUCCAGGACAGGGGCCUGUGUAUUUUAGAGCUGAUUUAGAAUAUAUGAAAAUAGUUAUCAGAACUCACUUUUCUGAUACACGACACCAUGCCCCAGAACAUAGUGCCUACAAACAAACUGCUAAGCAAUUCAUCUUUGAUGAAUUCCAGAGAUUUGGGUUAGACACUGAGUACCAUACCUUUAACGACACAGCAGUUUCAUCUUCAGCAACUUUUCAAUCUGUGAUUGGGGUACUCAAAGGUACAAGAUUUGGAACAGCUGAUGAUUUGAUUACAGGUCUUGGUGCACAUUAUGACACAGUAUUGACAUCGAAGGGAGUGGAUGAUAAUGGAUCAGGUGUGGCAGCCAUGUUGGAAGUCGUCCGACAACUCACUAAUAUAAAUAAUUCAGGAUACAAGAGAAAAAACACAAUUAUAUUUGUCUCGUUUGAUUUAGAAGAAUAUGGAGGGUUGUCCGGAAGUCGGAACUUUCUACAGGACUGGCUCACUCCAUGGUUGAUUAAAAAUUAUGGCUUGACCCCACCAACAAGAAUACAUGGUGUUAUUGUCCUUGACACAGUAAUGGAGUAUAACACUUCUAGCCAAUCACAAGUCAUUCCGCUAGAUGCUUUGGACCAGUUUCAGCAAUUUUUCCCAAGUGCUAUUGAAAGUAUAGCAUCAGAUAAUUUUAGAGGAGACUUCAUCACUUUAAUUUACCGUCAACCUACCGAUGAUAGAGUUCUGGCAGAGACAUUUAACUCGUCCUGGGCAGCUGCAGGAAGGGCUGAGUUUGAGAUUGAAUCAUUCCCAUUGCCAUUUGCAGACUUACAGAGUGUUCCACAAGAACAACUAGCACUAAUGUAUCAAUUCCUGAGAAGUGACCAUUACAAUUUCUGGGGAGCUAAUUUACCUGCCAUAUUUCUCACUGAUUCAGCUAAUUUCCGUGGUGAUAUGAUACAAUGUUACCACAAUCCUUGUGAUGACCUUGACACAAUGCUUACGGAUGACAAUGUCAAUUUCCUGGGUAAAACAGCAGAUACAGUCACAGCUACCAUUCAUAGACUUUCAGAACCUUUCAAAACAGAUUAUGUGGGUGAUAUAUGUGAGGACAGCAUGGUGAUGGAGUUAAUAGUCAAUCAGUCAUGUACUUCAUAUUUACAAGGAUUUCAGAGCCAACCACUUUGUCAAGUACUUGAUAGCAUUGUUGAUAGAUGUUUAAGUCCACUAAUGCCAGGAGAAACAUGUAACAGGAACAGAAUGUUGUCAGAUGUUGUCACCAUGGUGAUGGUUGCUAAGAUGUUACCAGUUGGAUUUGAUGCCUCAACUUGUGGUGCUGCCAAUCACUCAGAUAAUGGUGAUCAGUCCAUAUCAGAUAUGUGUUUAGGACAAUGGGGAAGCUGUGCAUCUCAACAAGAUUGUCAUAUGGCCACAUGGUCAUAUAACCCCAAUACACAGAUGAUUUCAUUUAAUAUAACAGCAGCUGUAGAUAGUAGUAAAUGGCUGGGUAUUGGAUUUAAUGGACAGAAAGCAAUGGCUGGUUCAGAUGCUUUAGUUGGAUGGAUAACACCCCAAGAAACAGUUACAGUUACUGACAGAAAUAAUCCAUCUUAUGCUGGUUCAUUCGUAGACUCAACAGAAAAUGUUGAAAAUGUACAUGGCGACAGAAUCAAUGGAAUAACAUCAAUAUCAUUUCAACGUCAUAGGGAUACCAAGGAUACUUCUGACUUAAUAUUCUCUGAAGAUAAUUGUGCUUACUUCAUUUAUCCAAUGGGAGGCAGUUAUAAUGAGAAUGAUAAAAGUAUUUUUAGACAUAGCAAGACACCUACAAUUUCAUUUAAACAAUUCUGUUUCCCUUGUGCAGAUGUUUGUACAUCUGAAGAACUAUUUAGAAAGAUGGGUAGCACUGAGUGUAAAUCCCAGGUUGAUAGCUUUAAUGAAAGUGAUGAUAUUCCUACUUUUUGUGGGAAAUUACAAAGAAUUACAGAGUGCCUUCAGACGAAUCUGGCAACACAUGGAUGUUCUAGUACAAUCAAAGACUCAACAUACCCAGUGUUACUCAACCUGCUCAGUGAACUUGUUAGAUUUGAUGCAUUGUCAAAAGCUUCAAGCUGUCAGUAGCAGCGUAACAAAUGAUCGCUAUCAGGAAAGAACAAAAUAUUUACAAUAGUGAUACAAUAUACAAACAAACUUAUUGUUAAAAAGUAUUUAUAAUGCUGAUGUAAUACACCAACUAAACAUACACAAAAUAUUAAGAAUGCUGGAGAAACAUUCGCAGGAUAAACAAGAUAUGUAUAAUGCUGAUGAACAUAAUAUUUAUAAUGCUGAUGUAAUAGUCCCAAAAAAUAAUUGGAUGAACGAAAUAUUUAUAAUGCUGAUGUAAUAGUCCCACAAAUACAGUGAUAAACAGGUUUGGUGCUGUGAUGACUGUAACCAAUAUAUAAAUUACUUGUGAAAGAUGUUCAAGUUUUGUGAUGUAUUGUGAUGUACAAGUCUAAAAAUAGAUAGAAUUAUGGUAUAUUUUAUAGAGAUCUUUAAUUGCAUGUUGGUUAUUGUUUGUUUUGUACUUAAUAAAAUAGCGUCAAAACUAAGUCCUGAAUAUCCUCUAAAUGCUUUAAUAAUUUUGUUUACAACAUCUUCAUUUUUUAUCCUAUGAUAAGUAGUUGAUUCGUUGGCAAUUAUACCACAUAUCCUUAUUUUUAUAUUUAAUCUGAUUUUUCAAACAAACAAGGCCAGCAUCAGACUUCUGUUUACACAUAUGUCUUAUACAUAUUAUGUUCUUGAAAUCCAUUUGAUGCUUGUAAACUAUAAAACCAGGUUUUAAGCACCAAAAAUUUAAGUUUAUUUUAACCACUUGAAAUCCAUUAAAACCAGGUUGGUUUUAAGCAUCUAAUAUCCAGUUUGAUUUUCAACAUUAGAAAUCCAUUUGUUUCUUGUAAACUUAGCUAGAAAACCAGGUUGGUAUUAAGCACCUAAUAUCCAGCUUGGUUUUAAACACUUGAAAUCCAUUUUAUUCUUGUAAACUAUAAAUCUAGUUUAGCUUUAAACACCUGAAAUUUAUUAUGUUGUACAUUCAGAAACUAUUGCAUUCAUUUAUUAUGGAUGAUGGAAAUUUUGGACCAAAAUGCAAGAUUAAUGUAUGCAAUUAGGGCAAAAACUGUUUUUAAAAUAUAGUUGUCAAAUUACAAAAUGGGAGAUCUUAUUAUUGAGAUACUUAUCAUGUUACAGUAUUCACAAUAAUAAAGAUAUUGCAAUAAUUUCUGAACUUAUAGUAAUCUCAUAUAACAGUGGUUUAUUGCUGUUGUUAGGUUAUUUUAUAUUUUGAUAUUUAGAAAGCUAUUAAUAUGACAUCUAUAUCUUACAAAUAUAUUUAUUAUAUCCUCUAUACAAUAAUAUAUUUGCAAUAUUUAAUACAAAAAUAUGAAAUUCUUUUUGUUUUU